AUGCCUGAAAUUGCAGAUACCCAAUGGAACUUUAUACCGAAGAGCGCAAAGCUUUUUGAUAAAGAGUCCAUUGAGCCAUUGCAAAUGUUUUUCCUCUAUGCCUUUGGAAGUUGGUCAAUUAUCUGGCUUGGCGGAUUAAUUUGGUUUUUAUGCCGAAAAAAUGAAACCGAAAUUCAAAUGCGAUCACCUACACUUGUUAUUCUCAGCGCAAUAGGAUCAGAAUUUGCUUUGCUAUGCACAACACUCGAUAUUAUUUUAUCUCAUCAACAUUAUCCAUGCAUUUUAGAUUUAUGGUACAUUCUUUUAUUCUUUCCAUUGUUCUUCUUCCCAUUUGUAUUAAGAUUUAUGCGAUAUUUCUUUACUAUGAGGGAAUUAAAGAGAUGGCAAGAGAACAAGAUAUCAGACCCCCGUGCUAGCAUAUGGGUUAUGGAAUCUACAUGGGUAUCUAUUUUAGGAAUCGUUAUUUCUUUGACAAUGCUCUCAGCAGCGAUUCUUCAACAUACGAUUUUAUCAGAUUAUAUGACUACUUUUGGUUGCAAAAUUCAAGAAAUUACAUCAGUUAUUCUGCUCGUUCUCUUUGGCUUAUGUUUGAUAAUUGUAGGUGUCGGGUUAUUCUUUAUGAAGCAUUUUCCGGAUCCAUAUCACAUUAAAUACGAGUUAAUCACAUGUUUUGUUACAUGGAUAUUAACUUUAGGUCCAUAUCUUGCAUUAUCAAUGACAAAUUCUGAGCAAUUUUACAGUAAUUGUUGUAUGUUCGCGUUUAUUAUCUCUGGCUACUUCACAUCGGUUGUUACAUCUAUUGCUUUGACAUAUCGCGCUCCUCCUGAGCCCCAAACUCCAGAAAAAAUCCUAGAUACUCCAGAACAGAUCAUUAUGGACCCAGAAGGCUACGAACUUGUCAUGCAAGUACUUAUACAGAAGUCAGCUCAAGAGAUGCCGCCAUUCCUUAAGGCUGUUCUCGAGUUUAAGGAAAUUAAUGAUCAAAAUACUCAGUUAAAGAAAGUCAAAUCCCAAGAAAUAUACGUAAAACAUAUCUCCAAAGAUGCUCCGCUUCAAGUAAACAUUUCUGCCGCAAUGAGAAACGAUAUCGAGUCGAGAAUGGACAAUCCAACGACAGAUAUGUUCAAUAACGCAUACAGAGAGGUCUUGAAACUCGUCAGAACUAACUUCUUGAAGGAGAUAAAGAACCUCCCAGCUUAUCAAGCUCUUGUACAGAAGAGAGAGGAGGAAAUACAAAAGAAGAAGAUUAGUGAAUCGUUGAUGCGCGGUAACAAUAAAUAA
Messenger RNA from Trichomonas vaginalis G3, 1281 nucleotides. Its product is annotated as RGS-like 4 domain-containing protein. The coding region runs from base 1 to 1281 and encodes 426 amino acids. The record is from RefSeq and is a predicted model, not a curated record. The transcript has a single exon. Lineage: Eukaryota; Parabasalia; Trichomonadida; Trichomonadidae.